AUGUGCGUCCUCUGCUCAGCCUACCCGCGCAUCCUCUGCUCAGCCUGCCCGCGCAUCCUCUGCUCAGCCUGCCCGCGCCCUGCCCGCGCGUCCUCUGAUUAUCCUGCCCGCGCGUCCUCUGAUUAUCCUGCCCGCACGUCCUCUGAUUAUCCUGCCCACGAGUCCUCUGAUUAUCCUGCCUGCGCAUCCUCUGAUUAUCCUGCUUGCCCCCAGCCCAUCCGCCCUGUGGACGUUGGUCCUCAUGCCUCCCCAUGCUUCCCAGGCACCUACGUGACCAGGGCGGAGGCCAUGGACGCUGACGACCCCGAGACAGACAACGCAGCGCUGCGGUUCUCCAUCCUGCACCAGGCCAGCCCCGAGCUCUUCAGUAUCGACGAGCUCACAGGGGAGAUCCGCACGGUACAAGUGGGGCUGGACCGCGAGGUGGUUGCGGUGUACAAUCUAACCCUGCAGGUGGCGGACAUGUCUGGAGACGGCCUCACAGCCACUGCCUCCGCCAUCAUCACCCUCGAUGACAUCAAUGACAAUGCCCCUGAGUUCACCAGGAACGAGUUCUUCAUGGAGGCCACAGAAGCCAUCAGCGGAGUGGAUGUAGGGCGGCUAGAGGUGGAGGACAGGGACCUGCCAGGCUCCCCCAACUGGGUGGCCAGGUUCACCAUCCUGGAAGGCGACCCUGAUGGGCAGUUCACCAUCCGCACAGACCCCAAGACCAACGAGGGUGUGCUGUCCAUUGUGAAGGCCCUGGACUAUGAGAGCUGUGAACACCACGAACUCAAAGUGUCAGUGGAGAAUGAGGCCCCACUCCAGGCAGCUGCCCCCAGGGCCAAAUGGGGCCAGGCCAGGGUUUGAGUGCGUGUACAGGACACCAACGAGGCCUCCGUGUUCCAGGAGAACCCACUUCGGACCAGCCUAGCAGAGGGGGCACCCCCAGGCACUCUGGUGGCCAUCUUCUCUGCCCGGGACCCUGACACAGAGCAGCUGCAGAGGCUUAGCUACUCCAAGGACUAUGACCCAGAAGACUGGCUGCAAGUGGACCCAGCCACUGGCCGGAUCCAGACCCAGCGGGUGCUCAGCCCGGCGUCCCCCUUCCUCAAGGGUGGCUGGUACAGAGCCAUCGUCCUGGCCCAGGAUGACGCCUCUCCGCCCCGCACCGCCACUGGGACGCUGUCCGUGGAGAUCCUGGAGGUGAACGACCACGCCCCCGUGUUGUCCUUGCCGCUGCUGGGCAGGCUGUGCAGUGAGCCCCACCAGGGCCCCGGCCUCCUCCUGGGCGCCACGGAUGAGGACCUGCCCCCCCACGGGGCCCCCUUCCACUUCCAGCUGAGCCCCAGGCUCCCAGAACUCAGCCGGAACUGGAGCCUCAGCCAGGUCAACGUGAGCCACGCGCGCCUGCGGCCGCGACACCAGGUACCCGAAGGCCUGCACCGCCUCAGCCUGCUGCUCCGGGACUCCGGGCAGCCGCCCCAGCAGCGCGAGCAGCCGCUGAACGUGACUGUUUGCCGCUGCAGCCAGGAUGGCGUCUGCCUGCCGGGGGCCGCCGCGCUGCGGGCAGGGGGCGCGGGCGUCAGCCUGGGCGCGCUGGUCAUCGUGCUGGCCAGCGUCCUCCUGCUGCUGCUGCUAGUCCUGCUUGUGGCGCUCCGGGCACGGUUCCAGAAGCAGUCUCGGGGCAAGGGGCUUCUGGGGAGCCCCCAGGACGACCUUCGAGACAAUGUCCUCAACUACGAUGAACAGGGAGGAGGGGAAGAAGACCAGGAUGCCUACGACAUCAGCCAGCUGCGUCACCCGACAGCACUGAGCCUGCCUCUGGGGCCGCCGCCACUUCGCAGAGAUGCCCCACAGGGCCGCCUGCACCCCCAGCCACUCCGAGCUCUGCCCACCAGCCCCCUGGACAUCGCUGACUUCAUCAGUGAUGGCUUGGAGGCUGCGGACAGUGACCCCAGCGUGCCGCCUUAUGACACAGCCCUCAUCUAUGACUACGAGGGCGAGGGCUCUGUGGCAGGGACGCUGAGCUCCAUCCUGUCCAGCCAGGGUGAUGAGGAUCAGGACUACGACUACCUCAGGGACUGGGGGCCCCGUUUCGCCCGGCUGGCAGACAUGUACGGGUACCCGUAAGGGUUGGAGCCAGGAACCAGAUGGGACCACCGGGCCAGAGACAGUCUUUCUCUAGGGGCACCUCCACCCAGAGACAGAGGGUGGACAGCCUGACCCUGGGGCGCAACUGGACACAUCACUCCCAGGCCACCUGGCAGUGAUGGCCCCUGCAGAGACAGCCUGAGGUCACUGGGCCUGACCCCAAGUGCCUGGAGCAGCCUCGUUCCUGGAGGGGAGGACCCAAGUCUUGGGCAGAACCCAAGUGUGGAGGGGCAGCCAGGAAGAGGCUCCUUCCUGCCGGGGUGGGAAGAGCUUCUCUCCGUCAGCCCCACGGGGGUCGCCUCCCACCAGUGGACUUCAUCUUUGUAUGAAAGACGGCAGCCUCCCGGGUAAAUCUGAAUGA
This is a messenger RNA of Saimiri boliviensis boliviensis (Bolivian squirrel monkey), 2494 nucleotides long. The record is from RefSeq and is a predicted model, not a curated record. Lineage: Eukaryota; Metazoa; Chordata; Mammalia; Primates; Cebidae.